Acanthaster planci (crown-of-thorns starfish) is the source of this 5064-nucleotide messenger RNA. RefSeq names its product inactive serine/threonine-protein kinase ULK4-like. Gene Ontology annotation, molecular function: ATP binding; protein kinase activity. The record is from RefSeq and is a predicted model, not a curated record. Lineage: Eukaryota; Metazoa; Echinodermata; Asteroidea; Valvatida; Acanthasteridae. Gene Ontology annotation, biological process: protein phosphorylation.
UUCCUUGGCUUGUUUGAUGAGAAAGAAAACGCCCUCUAGCGCUUAUGUUGGAGCUGCAAAAAUGCAACAUGAGAGGGCGCUAUACUCCUAGUCUUUCUCAUCUUUGAAAUUUUUUUACAGACCUGCUAAUAGUGCUAUCGCUAGUGCUAAAAAGUGAAAUAAUUAUGUCAGCGUCCACAGCAACGAACGGAAUGUUGUAAGCCCGGCGAUAAGCCCUAAGUUGAACUCAUUUCAGUGAAGAAAGUAAGCCCUUGAUGAAACCCCUCUAGUCACAGUUUGCCUGCAUCAGUUACCAUGGAGAAUUUCAUCCUGUACGAUGAGAUCUACCGGGAUGAGCACUCUAUUGUGUACAAAGGGCGUCGCAAAGGUUCGAUCAACUUUGUUGCUAUCCACUGCAUGGACAAGGCCCGACGACCACAAGUGACCAAUCGAGUCCGCCUGACCCAUGAACUGGACCACCCUAACGUGGUUCAAUUCUAUGAAUGGUAUGAGACAACUAACCAUCUGUGGCUGGUGGUGGAGUUAUGCACAGGGGGAUGUCUCAAACACCUGUUGUUACAAGAUGAACAUCUACCAGAGAGUUCCAUCCGGCGAUUUGGUUUGGACGUGGUCAGGGGGUUACAUUAUCUCCACUCCCUGGGAGUAUUGUUCAGUGAUCUUCAGCCAUCCAAGAUUCUGUUGGACGGCACAGGAAUCUUAAAGUUUGAUGACUUCAGUCUGUCCAGGGUAGAGGGUGAGGACCUUGAUGAGGUGUUUGAGAGCACAUUAGGAGAGGAUUGUGGGAGUAGUGCUGACAGUUCUGACCAGGGUAAUGAGGACACGACUAAGCAAAGAAAAACAUUGGGGUCCCCAUCUUACCUGGCACCAGAGCUGCUUGAAGGUCAGACUCACUCCAUGGCCAGUGACCUUUGGUCACUUGGAUGUCUUCUUCAUGAGAUGUAUACGGGGAAGCCUCCUUUCACUGCCGAUACGUUCCCUGAAUUGGUUGAGAAGGUGCUACACAAUAGCUUUGCACAGCCAAGAAUCAAAGGGCCAAGGAUUUCCUCCAAACCAUCACCAGAUUUCUGCAGUUUGUUGGAAGGACUUCUGAAGAAAGAUCCUAGUGAGAGGAUGGACUGGCAUAAUCUUGUGGCUCACCCCUUCUGGCAAGGAGAUCUCCUGAUGGAUAAGGACAAAGGAGAUAAUGCUCCCCCAGAGGGAGGGGAGACACAGAAGGAAACAGCUAAAUCUAGUGUAGACAUGUUGACAGAAACACCAAGUAACAUCAAGCAAUAUAACCUGAUCAGCAUUUCUCCUGAUGGUCGUCCCAUCUCCCGCUCGGGCACAUCCAGUCAGCAUCAUCUGCUUAGAACCUCCUUACAGUCAAGCGGUCUGCAGACCUUCCGCCCACAGUCUACGCCUGAAGCCAGCGAUACAUCAGCCAAAGAGGCCCAGUUUACAAUCAGUUCACGUCCACAGACCUCCCCUGUUGUUUCUUACGAGACAUCAACUGACCCCAAAGAAACCAAACCCCACCCACCACGAAAAUCCUCUGGGAGGAAGAAAUCCGCUACCAAGGAAAGUAAAACAGGAGGAGGGAUGGGAGAUGGUAAACAACGGAUCAAGUAUCAUCGAGACCGUCAAAUAUCCAUGGAGGAUGAGGGGUCAAAGGUCGAGCUGGUCUUCACCCUGUGGGAUCUUACAGUGUCACCCAUCAUUGAUAAUGCAAAGAUACAGAAACCAGCUCCUCUGAAAUACGACAUUAAAAACUUGCCAGUCGCAGUGCCUGCUCUCGAGAAACUGCUGAAGUUCAGCAGGCCUGAUUUGCUGCACCAAUUAGACGGUCUGGCCGAUGCCCUGGGCAAGAUGAAUGACAAAACAGCAAGCGGACAGAGGUCAAAGGUCCAGUUCUUGAACUACAUCGCAACUGUCUGCAGUAAUGGAACAUUAGGGGCAGUGGUGAUCAAAUCUAACUUGAUUCUGUCCUUGCUACAGUGCCUGAAAGCCAAUCAAGCAUUAGAAGUUCGUUGUCGGGCUGGUCGUGUCCUUGGUCUUCUAGCUCUCAACAUGGAGGAACUAGAGGAAGAUGUUCAACUCACAGAGGUCUUUACUGCUUUGACGGAAGUCAUCCGAGACAACACCCGCAACUCCAAGCUGAAGCAGGGAAUGUUGCCAGCUCUUGGAGAGCUUCUCUUCCUUGUUGCAACCCAAGAAGAGCAGAAAGGAUGCAGCGUGGAGGCUUGGACUGUCCCUGCAAUUACCUACACGAUGCUGGCAAGAUGCAUCCGAGAAGGGGAGGAUUCCAUUGUCCAACAUAAUGCAGCCAAGAGCAUUGAGAAUGUUUACUCAACCAUGGGCACCCACAGUCAGAAGUUGGCAACCAGCGAGACAGGCCACAUCUUGUGGCAUCUCUUCAAUCAUUCUACAGCAGACGCCCUCAAGAUCACCGCCAUCUCUGCCCUGUGCCGACUGACCAGGCAGUCUGUCUCCAUCUUCCAGAGUGUCAUCGAUAAAGUUGGACUGCCUAACGUGCUUGAAGCCUUGGCGGUCAAUAUCACCAAAGUGCAGCAGGCAUUGGCCACUAUGUUUGCUGCUUUGUUGAUGGAAGGCACUCACAUUCAGCGACUUGUACAGGACAAGAGUGCUGAGGAUUUCAUUCUUCGGAUCAUGAAACUGCUGGACAGCCCCUCUAUGUUGAUCAGAGCAAAGGCAGUCUUGGUGUUACUGGAGGUGACAAAUACCAAUAUGGAUAUGAUACAUGUAGCCUGCCAAGCAAGGCUUGUCAUGUACAUUGAGCGUGACAGUCGUCGACAGCAAACAGGUGGAAAUCAAGGCCAGGCUAGCUACCUGUCCAAAUGUUUGGACCUAAUCACUAACUACCUGGUUGACAUUGUGCCUCAGAUCUUAGGCGAUGCCAUAUCUUCGUUGAAUGCCGUGGCUGGACGUAAGCACCCAUCUAGCAUCCAAGCCAAACAGCUGAAGACGAGCCUGCCUCUGGUUCCUGUUGCCUUGCAUCUGGUGACCAGUCAGAUCUUUCGGACCAGAAUUAUCGGGGAGAAGUUCCUUGAGGACAUUGGCGACCUUCUGGCCCAUGUCCAGUCUCUGGACAGUGGAGAUACAAGCAUCGAACCUGCAAUAGGUACAUCAGGAACCACAGAUUUUAUCAAGACAGUGUUGUCCAUCCUAGAAGCUGUAGCUCAACAUCCUUGUAUAUUAAUGGAGUACCACAGCGUGAUCAUUGAAAAUAUCUUGCCUGCCCUUGCUUCACUGGUAUCCAGCGACAAUGGUGAUACCCGCAUUUUCUGCCUACGCCUGUUUGCUGAGAUCACUUCCCUGUACCUGACGCAUGAUCAGCUGACUGAAGAGCACCCUCUAACCAACCCCAAGCUCCUGGAGGAGAUCAUUGGGGACCGGUUCCUGCCUCAUGCUGAGCAGAUCCUUUUGGAUCCAGACCCAGUGCCAGUCUAUGGUUUAAAGCUCCUGCUGGCAUUGAUUGAGAAAAGUCCCGCUUAUAUCAAGCGUGUGGAGGAAUUGGACUUAUAUCCUGUCUUCUUCCAAGUUCUGCUGGAUCACCAGAAUGCACCAAUCAGCAGUGCCAUUAGAAACCUUGUAGGAAUCUUUCACUGUUUGGUUAGUCAUAAAGACACCAACAUGAAGGCAUUGUAUGAUCAAGGCACUGUGGACCACUUGUGUAACCUGUUACAGCAAAGCGUGAAUAUCUACAUGGACUCCAAUGAUAACACAGACACAAAGAGUGUACAGUUGUUGCUUACCAGCUUGCAGGAUACCAUCCUGGUACUUCUGAAAUAUGUGGCUGCUGUGGUCCGACAGGUCUUGCAGGCCAAGAAGUCUGGUGUUGAGGCGGACACUCAGGGUGCAGAGUCAUUGCUCCUGAACAACAAACCCUUUGUGGAAGUCACGGCGUGCUUCAUGCAGUUGAUUUGCAGCAAGGAGAGAGACAUCAAGCAUACAGCCUGUGAAUGCCUCUCUCUUAUCGCUCAGUUAUUUGGGGGUGAAUAUAAAGACACAAUGUCCUUGGAUAACAUGGACUGCCUUGCCGUGGCUUUGCCCAAAUCUGAUGCCAAGAGACAAAAGUUGCUCCUGAGGUUCAUCAAGAGAGUGAUAUCGACAGAGAAACAGCACGCCGACAUGUUGCGGGAGCAGGGUCAAGGGUUAUGCGCAGCAUUGCAGAACAUGGUGCAGACAGCUAGCUCACAUGCCGAUGUUGCCGUGUCAUCGUUAGCAGCAGAUGUGCUGAAAACUGCUGGAGUCAAAGUAAGCUGAAAGGCUUGGCAUUUGGCUUGUAAGACUCUGCAUCACAUGUGUCUGUCAUAGCUUGCCUUACAAAUCUGGAACAUGUAUCAUAAUCAGCUCGUGUCUUGAAGUUUAUAAAAAGGUCCUCAUUGCAGACAUUACUAAGGUUUCCAGUGUGAUGGCUUACAGUGAAAAUCAUUCAUGAUGUAAUAAUUUUAUGAAUAAAAAUCAGACAUUACUACAAAAAUAAAUGACUGGCAAAAUGCUUCAGUUUGAUCAGUUCAACAGCGUUGUCAGCCAAAAAUGUCUUGUAGAUGACUAUGUUUGGCCUUUUCAUAAGAGUGUGGUUUGGUUUAAAUGCAUGAGAUAAGUUUUCAAUGGAAUGUGUACAAAUACAUAGAUUCAGCAGACUUGGUUGCUUAGCCUGCUUGCACAGUGCAGUGUCAUUGAUAUGAAAUAUCCAGAUUAAGAAUUUAUCAAGAACCAUGGUCUUUAUUUAAGAGAAAUACUUGGGUUUGUGUUUGAAGGGCUUGGGUUUGUGUUGAAGGGUUUGGGUUUGUGUUGAAGGGAUUUAACAAAAGCAAUGUUUUGUACUAUUUUAUUUCUCAUUUGGAAAAUUACAAAAAAUUUGAGCGGAUUUGUAUAUUUAAUGUCUUGAAUAGUCUAUUGAAAUGCUCUUCAUGCAAGUAUAUUUAUCAUUAAUAUUGUCAUUCCAUUAUUUUUCACAUAUUAAGCUUUGUAUAUAAUGUCAUUUCAUCAAAUGUUAGAUACCAGUAAUUCAUCUAUUUCUUCUGAUUUCUAGAAAUAAAUUAUAGCAGCUUUAUUUGCAAA